AUGCUACGAAUCAAUGUUCGCGCUUACUACCCGUCUGUGCUACAGUGCCGCGGCUGUGCUGCCUACGGUCACACACGUAAGCAUUGUUCGAGCGAAGCGGUGUGUUUACAGUGUUCACAAAAUCACACAAUCGACGAUGACCAGGACUGUCCGAACCCAGCACACUGCUACCAUUGCAAAGGAGCCCACUCGCCGAUCAGCAAGAGCUGUCCGGUCUUCCGGAAGGAGGAAGCAGUGGUACGAAUCAAGAUCGACAGAGGUGUGACAUACCGCGAAGCCCGCGAAGAGGUCGAAAAAACUAAUAUCCAAAACUCGUACUCCAGCCAAGUCCAAACCCGCCUAAAUCAACACUCUGACAAAGACCGAGAAAUUCUGUUGCUUCGCCAAGAACUUGACAAGCUCCGAAGUCAGUUAAAAGACUUUUCCCAGUUAAAAUCUCAGCUAGAAGCCCUGCAGACAUUGCAUCAAGCAGCACUCAAAACGAAUCAAGAACUGGAAAGUAGUCAAGCAACUUCAAGGCCAAUCAAUGUUAGGCCGGAAGCACCCUCUAAGAUUCGAUUAUCUAGGAAGGAUUCAGCGGAGAAAAGUAGCUUCAAACCAUCUAAAUGA
Messenger RNA from Uranotaenia lowii, 609 nucleotides. RefSeq lists its product as uncharacterized. The transcript has a single exon. Bases 1 to 609 code for a protein of 202 amino acids. Lineage: Eukaryota; Metazoa; Arthropoda; Insecta; Diptera; Culicidae. The record is from RefSeq and is a predicted model, not a curated record.